Molecule: messenger RNA, 1411 nt
Organism: Heterobilharzia americana
Lineage: Eukaryota; Metazoa; Platyhelminthes; Trematoda; Strigeidida; Schistosomatidae
Source: the annotation of a GenBank genome assembly
AUGCCAUUCCACGUGUUACGUAGUCAUCAUCCUUCGAAUAUUCAUAAAAAGCCUUCAUGUGGUGUGGAUAAUUCUGCAGAUGUGCGGAAUUUAACAGCUGGAGUACAAUGUUUGAAUAUUGCCCAUGUAAGCGAUGAAGCAAAUUUACCUGUUAGCACUGAAGGCAGUGAAGGUUGUUAUGUUGAAGAUGACAUAACAUCUUUGUGUGAACAGCGAAAAGAGCAAAUUCUUGGAAACUAUUCUGCAUCAAAUCACUUUUUGGAACAGUAUUUUCGAUCACCUGAAGCUGAAUCUAGAGAUGUUUCAAAUGCGGUGAAUCGACUGAUAAAUUUGACUGAUUACUCAGCCUCCCUAAUUCACAUAUAUAACCAAGCUCCAGCCGCUGCAUUUUUGGAUCCAAUUGUUUGUGAGAGUCUAGAUAGGUACAAAAAUAAGAUAAUCCCACUUCUGUAUCCAGAAUAUAGAAGGUUGAUGUCACUGGUUACUGUUGGUCCAAGAAUUUUAUCCACUCAUCUCCUGUCUCGAAAUCAUGACCAGUCUACGACCACAUGUCAGAACUCUGUCAUAAAUGAUGCUCCUACAAAAAUUGAUCCAGAUACCACUGUCGUCAAAUUGCGUAACACAAGUAGUUCAGAAAACCGUAUAUUGCCUGAAAAUUCGACAGUGCAUGACUUCUCAGGUUUUCCCGAUAAUUCCAGUCGUUCAGGGGAUGAUUAUCAAGAAAACUCUGCCAUACCGAUGUCAUCUAUACUCUCUGGACAUCAGGACUGUCUCGAUCCUUCAUCAGUUUUGUCAGACAAAGGGCUUUCAUCAUCACAAAAACCUUUUAACAAUGCUAAAAACAUUAGUGCUGAAAAGUUGAUUUCAACUAAAAUCGAAAAUGAAUCAAACAUUGGUGUGACCCUCUGUAUACCUUCAUUGAGUAAAAGUCAAGAGAAAUUGAAAUGUGCUACAACUGAAAAAUCCAAUGGGUUAGUUGUCUAAGGGCAGUAUAUCUUGUAUCUAGUCAUCAUUUAUUUUUGCUGAACACUGGAUCACAUUUUGAUUGUAUUCAACUGAUAAGAAAAUAAUUUCUAACUGAUAGUAUGUGUCUAGACUUAAUGUUUUAUGAGAUUCAUAAUUGAAAUACUCCUAUGGAGAUGUGAUUAGUAUGAUAGGUUUUCGUUAAGUAGAAGUGUUCUUUAAACGUUAUUACCACUUGAACCAAUCUAUAACUGUUAAGUGAAAUUUUAUUCAAGAAUUAGGCUAACUGGACCGCAUUGUGUGUUCGAUUUUCUUGUAAACUCGAAGUAUUUGUGUGAUUGAGAUUACAUUGACCACUUUCGACCUGUAAAUUAGUGAGUCUCCUCUAUUCGGAAUGUAUUGCUCCAACACAACAGACGUUUCAGAUAAUCUACACCUUCUCCUAUUG